GCAGAAGAGGAGAGGAUGAUGCAUCUCGUAAUCAUUCUGCUCACAUUGUCUGGAGUUUUAACACAGAGCAGUAACUGGACGGUGUUUUAUCCUGAAUCGUUGUGUGCUGUGAGAGGGUUCAGUGCCACCAUUCCCUGUAAUUAUUCUUACCCACCGAAUCUUCAGGUGGUAGAAAUGACCUGGUCAUCAGAGAGACCAAAUCAAAUCUGUCACAGCGUAUCACCUGUUUAUAACAGCAAAUCAAACGUCACUUCAGACUUUGUGUACGGCGGAGACGACAAAUCAAACUGCACUUUGGUAAUCCAGAAUGUAAAGUUCAACUAUUCAAAACAAUACUGUUUUACGUUUAUAACCAAUCUGACUACUGGCAAAUGGACAGGUCGAUUUGGGGUGACUCUUCAAGUGGCAGAUUUAAAGGUGGAACUAAUCAGGCUCAGUGGAAACGGGACCCUUAAACCAGGGGACUCUUUAAAUCUGACAUGUCACGUGAACUGCACCAACAGUUCCUCACAGAUUGUUUGGUCCAAGAACAACCAGCACUUGGACAGAUCAGGACCCGUUCUUCACUUUCCCGCUCUAACCGUGGGGGAUUCUGGGAAUUAUACCUGCACUUGGAGGACCAACAUGGCCUGGGGAUCUAAAACUAUCGGUCUUCUGGUGGAGGGAGGGCCCAUCAGCUCAGGUGAGAAUUCCAAUCGUUGGGUGUUCUGGAUCAGUACUUUGCUGAUUGUUGGAGUUUUAAUCAUACUAGUCAUGGUAGCUGUUUAUUACAAAAAAAGGAGGAAGGUAGAAGCUCCAGAAGAAAACAAUGGACAAAGAGAAGUAAAAACACAGGUUGGAGGAAACUUGCACAUGUCGCAGCUAAACCAAGAUCCCCGACCUUCUAAUGCAGGCAUGUACGAGCCAGAGGUGACAUAUUCAACCCUGAGCAUAAAAAACACAAGACCAACUGCAACCGAAAAGACAGUUCGGUCUGAUCUGCAGGAAGAUGCUUCGGUCAUCUACAGUGAUGUGAAAUUACACUGAUCACACUUUUAAUUUGCACUACAAGAUCAAAUCAAGACUCAAGACUGAAUCUGAAUCAUGGAAGUCACCACUCAGGUGCCACAAUGUGACUGUAAAGUUAUUCAUUAUAUUUAUGACUUUAUUCAGUUUGGGACACCACUUAAUAACCACCAGAUUAAUUGGUGCAGGUUAGAAAUGAAACUUAGACCAGUUUAUUUUGAUAACAUCUAUCAGAACACUUUCUUUAUUGUG
Trichomycterus rosablanca is the source of this 1257-nucleotide messenger RNA. RefSeq lists its product as uncharacterized. The record is from RefSeq and is a predicted model, not a curated record. Lineage: Eukaryota; Metazoa; Chordata; Actinopteri; Siluriformes; Trichomycteridae. The transcript is spliced from 7 exons. The coding region runs from base 16 to 1026 and encodes 336 amino acids.